Colletotrichum truncatum is the source of this 780-nucleotide messenger RNA. The record is from RefSeq and is a predicted model, not a curated record. NCBI's taxonomy places the organism in Eukaryota, Fungi, Ascomycota, Sordariomycetes, Glomerellales, Glomerellaceae.
AUGCGUGCCGAUAAGCUCGAAGGGCCUUGGUCUCAACCGUUCUUUGUAUCACCUGCAUACACCCGCACUUUCAGCACCCAGUCAGGUUUCUCGUGGAGGAUCAAGGGUUCGAAGACUACGACGUAUCUGUACAUGGCAGAUCAGUGGGACAUGCUCUCGUUGUGGGAGAGUCGCAAUGUUUGGCUCCCUAUUGAGAUUGAUGAAAGCAAAGGCAGCCUAAAGGUUGUUUGGCACGAUAUCUAUGACUUAGACGUGAAAACUGGUGUAUGGAAACCUAUCCGCGGCAAGACAUACACCUCCAGAUACGCCAAGACAACUGGUGAUGCCCACCUCCAAGAAGCGACCUUUGGCAGCCACAACGCAAUCGCUACUGGAAUCUACGGCAACGACAGCACCAUCACUUUUGAAGUCGAAGGCGAAGGCCGAGAUCAAUGGGUAUCAUUUUAUCACCAAAACAUCGAUGACAUGGGCUUCGGCGACCAGCCCUUCGGUCAACCUGACCGCAUCAACGGCACUUGGCAGCUGCGCCGUAUCAGCAGCGUCGUUGUCAACGGCGACAACAGCACGGUUCACACGCUCUACCAGAAGGAUACCCACAAGGGGAUCAUCCUGUCGACCCCGCUUCUGCUCCCUUUGCAGAAGGGGAAGAACACUAUCACCGUUGGCGGUCUGUACAACGGCUUCGACUACAAGGGUGCGGAUCUGGACCGUAUCGUUGUUUACCCUGCUGAGGAGACCUGGCAGAAGCGUUCCUUGAUUGACGCGAUCAAGUUUUGGUGA